Messenger RNA from Prosopis cineraria, 947 nucleotides. RefSeq lists its product as uncharacterized. The record is from RefSeq and is a predicted model, not a curated record. The coding region runs from base 1 to 642 and encodes 213 amino acids. The transcript has 3 exons. Lineage: Eukaryota; Viridiplantae; Streptophyta; Magnoliopsida; Fabales; Fabaceae.
AUGCACGCAACUCAUCACCCUCUCUCCCCAACACCAUACCACCACCUCCGUUAUCGAUCUCCUCCGUUCUGUCAUGGGUUGUGGCGCUUCAGUUUGGGUCCUGAGCACCAUCCCAACAACCCCUUCCACUACAAAGUCGCCCGACCCAUCAACGUCGAGGAGCCUCCCAAAGCCUCUCCUUCGCCCCUCAACAACGACGCCGUUUUCUCCUUCCGCUUCAUGCCGGCCGACCAUGACGAGGUCGGAGUCAAAGAGGCCAAGCAACAUGGCCCCGCAAAGCCUCCGUCCGUUAACGUUCUUCCACCCACCGUUGAGAUUGAGAGGGAUGAUGCCUUCUCCGGCGCUGCGUCCCCCAGUUUCAGGGAAUAUUGCGUCCACUCCGGAUCUUCCAGUGAUAUAGAACACUCCCACGAUGACCCUGACAUGGCCGAAACCACCGACAACAUGGGUAAUGACGAUCCAAUAUUGGUGGGCAAGAGCAAGCCAUCGAGGAAGGAAAUCACCAACCCCAAAAAGGAGUCUGAGAAGAAAGAGAGAAAAGGGAGAAGACUUAGGGAUGUUAUAAACAAGGGAAGAUCAGGUGGGAAGAAAAUUGGCAUCGUUCGCCAUAGAUCUGACAACAUAGCCGGAAGACUCACUUGAGAAGAGAAAAUGUGAAGAGCAAGUCCUUAAUUCUCAUCCAUCUUGCGAGUGUCGUGGGACUAUAGAGGAAUCAGGAUUGCUUUUUAAAAUCCUGAAUAUUCUCAUAUGACAUAUCACAUACCAGUUAUGGGGGUCAGAAGAAAAGUUUAUAUACAUACAUGCUUAUUCACCUGAAUAUUCUCAUACGACAUUUAACAUACCAACAGUUAUCGAGGUGAGAAGAAAAGUUUAUAUACAUACUGUACUGGACCUUAUAUAUGCGCAAUCUGAUAUUCUGAUGAAUAAUGCAUGGCUUAUUCAAAUUC